AUGACACAACUCCCAGAUAAAGAUAAUUUGAAUGCUCAGGAAAUGGACGCAGAACUUGAAAACCAGAAGGAGGCAGAAAAAGAAAGUGAUAUAGACAGAAAUUUGGCACAAGUGGCAGAAACACCAAAGAACCACAAGAGGACAGCAAACAAACAAAAAUACCACACAGUGGGGAAUCAGAAAAAGAAGCAAAGGCAGGCUGUAGGCUUUUCUACUGUGAGUAAGGGAACGAAUGCCAACGCAAAAACCAGAGGAGCACUGGUGCCUGCAACUUUCAUUCAGGGAUCCUCUGAAAAGAUGUCUGUACUGGAGGAGAGAGGAGGAGCUGCUGGAGGCCAGGACGUGAUGGAGGUCCUGAAGCGCACACUCGAAACAUUUCCUGUGCCUGCCGAGCUCAGCUGGAGCUGGAGGGAGGACGGCAGAGUUGAGGUCCUGGAGCCCAGCUGGGCAGACAUAGUGUGCUGCAGUGAGUCAAUGUCAAAAAUCCAAAGGCAUCAGCAGGAGGCAAUGUGGGAAUUUAUCCACACUGAGAUCAUUUACAUCAACAAACUCACCAUUGUCACAGAUCUUGUGCUGGCAGCGUUAGAAUAUGUUCAUCACCGGGGAUUCCUCAACGAGGUUUCCUCAGCCCAGCUGUUUUCUAACCUACCCUCCAUUCUCGACGCUCAUAGGCUCUUCUGGCAGGAGGUGAUUUACCCUAUAUUGCAGGGCACUCGGCUCACUGGACAACCUUUUGAUCCUUUGAAGCUUGAGCCAGGCUGUUUGCAGUUCCCAGAGCGCUUUUCUGUGUAUUUGGAUUACUGUUGGGAGGAGGAGAAAAAUGUGGAAUUCACUCGCAACCAGCUGGAAACAAACCCACAUUUCCAUAUCUUUGUCCUGUGGGUGGAGACUCAUCCACAGUGUAGGCGAAUGCGAUUGGGUGACAUGCAGGCAAAACCUCACCAAAGGAUCACAAAGUACCCCCUGCUCUUGAAGGCCAUUCUGAAAACCACGCAGGACCCUCCCACUCAGCAUGCUCUCCAACGUAUGCUGAGCAGCGUCACUCAGUUUCUGGACAGCAUCAAUGACUACCUUCAGUUUAAGGACGACGAGAUGGACCUCUUUGACCUUUCCCAAAGAAUAGAGGGAUAUGAACUUCAGGGGAUGGGUGAUGAAAUCGACAAGCACAUACAGGAGUUCUGCCAUUUUGAUUUGACCAGCCCCGUUCGUGGGUCGGGACCGAAGGCCAUUCGCAAGCUGCUGCUGGAAGAACCCCUGAAGGUCAGAGGUCGGAAGGACAGCAAGCUGGAGGUGAACGUUCUGCUUUUCACCGAUGUACUACUGCUGACCAAAGCCCAGAAGAAAACAGAUAAGCAGAAAGUAGUGCACCCCCCACUGGAGCUGGAGAGAAUACACUGCGCUGAGCUCAAGGAUGGCUACUCUUUUGUCUUGGUUGAGGUGAGUGACCUAGGUUGUCCUGUCAGUGUGUACACUGUCUCUGCCCCAAGUCCUGAAAAAUGCACAGUGUGGGUCUCUGCCAUAAAUCAAACCCAGGAAGAUUUGAAGACCUUAAGGAAGAAGGACAUAACUAAACCACAGGAGCCCAGUGAUCAGGUAGAGUUAGAAGGGUCAGAAACACUUCUUUCCCCGAGCACUCAGACUACUAAAGACACAGAGGAGCAACCAGAUGAAAUCACUUUAUCUCAGGUUAAAGCUGGUCUACCAUAUACAGGUAACCAAUUAGAGAUUGAAGAAAUUCCACAAGUAGGGAAAAAAGAUCAAUAUUUACACACUGAACCAGUACAAGUGAAUCAUUUUGGCAUUGAAAUGCCAAACAUACCCAAAAAGCUCAAUGAAGAAGCAGCACAAGAAAGUGAAGAAAGAGAGGUUGGUAAGAAUGAAAACUUUGAGGACAGUUUUAUUGGUCUUAGAAAUGAAAGACAAGUUACGUGGACUCACAGGACGCUAUCACCCAUCAACUCCAAUGAUAUUUCACAAAGAGACUUAGAGUCUUUGCAAGAUUCCGGGCACAGGCAGUCAGGUGAAGAAAACGAAUUGCUCACAAAUUCCGGGAGAUUCUGCAGAAAAUUAAUCUCACCAAGGCUACGAAAAAAGCGUCCUAUAAAUUCUCAGUCCUGUGCCCCACCCCAGGACUCCAGAAUGAUGCCGGGUGAGACAAGAUUGUCAAAGUCCAUAACUAACAUGAAUUCCUUCUCAAACUCUGAUUCUGAUGGGAACCAUAGCAUUUCCCAGUCCCCAAACUCCUCCUCAACAUCCCAGGAUUCCCACCUGGUUCUCAAGUUGGGAUCCAUAAAGCAGAACCGAGUUGCGUUGUGGAAUGAAAAGUUAUCACCAGAGACACAGACCCUCUCUGACCCUGAGCUGCCCAAGGAAACUCCCCAUCAGAACUCUCUUAAAGAACCCAAGGUGAAAAGCCAUAGGAGUUCUUCCAUACCCGAGGUCAUCUACUCAGGUGCUCACAGCUUACCUCUGAGUGUCCCAGAGCCUUCUCCUUCACCUCCACCCAGACUUGACCCCCAGCAAUAUCCCUCACCCCUCCAGGGCCUUCUGGCGAGGGCCAAGGAACGAGAGAGGGGUCGUGGAAUAACGAAAAGAGAGGGAAAGCCUGCAGGGAAAAGUGCUUCAUCUGUUCCGAAUGUCAUCUGUGCCCCCAGCACUCCCUCCCCAUCAACCAGCGAGGGAGAACAAGAGGUGGAAGCAGAAGCGCUAGAGGCAUUCAAACCUCAGCUGAGCUCUUCCUCUUAUAGAGUAAAGAAGAGAAGCAUGUAUGACAGUGAGAAGGAGAGGAGAAACAGCUUUGGCCUGGUCACUCCAGUGGGUGCAAGUGUGGACUGGUCAGGAUGGUGCUUUGAUGAUGAAGAAGUGCUGGAAUUUCUGGGGCCUGACAAUGAAAGGCUGGCUUGGGUGGACAAGGCCCUAAGUGCAGACGAGCCCCAGGAGGCACCUGGGGAGGGCGAGUACAGCGAGGUCUAG
Molecule: messenger RNA, 2973 nt
Organism: Electrophorus electricus (electric eel)
Lineage: Eukaryota; Metazoa; Chordata; Actinopteri; Gymnotiformes; Gymnotidae
Gene: plekhg6
Product: pleckstrin homology domain containing, family G (with RhoGef domain) member 6
Biological process (GO): Rho protein signal transduction; endothelial cell migration
Cellular component (GO): plasma membrane; endocytic vesicle; axon
Molecular function (GO): guanyl-nucleotide exchange factor activity
Source: RefSeq, a predicted model, not a curated record